Molecule: messenger RNA, 1737 nt
Organism: Sclerotinia sclerotiorum 1980 UF-70
Lineage: Eukaryota; Fungi; Ascomycota; Leotiomycetes; Helotiales; Sclerotiniaceae
Exons: 1
Coding region: 1-1737 (578 amino acids)
Biological process (GO): transmembrane transport
Molecular function (GO): transmembrane transporter activity
Source: RefSeq, a predicted model, not a curated record
AUGAAACGAGCACGAUUUCCUAGCGGGAUGGAGCGUCGAAAGUCCUCUACUCCUCACUACCAUACCUUCCCUACUCCACCACCUAAGUCUCGCGGCAGACCUCCAAUGACAUCGACGUCUUCAUUUGGUGGGAAUGGAUCUGCGAAUCCGAAUUCGAAUGAAGAAGAGACUGAAGAAGAACAUCAUCAAUCUCCUCUGCCAAAGAAACAACUUGCCAUAUUGGCAAUCAUCGCACUGGCCGAACAAACCGCAUUGAAUUCGAUAUCUCCAUACCUUCCUCAAAUGACCUCCAAAUUUCCGGAAGUCGAUCCGAGUCAAAUAGGAUUAUAUGUGGGAACUAUAGCGUCGGCUUUUGCUCUCGCGCAAUUUACAACGAAUUUUUUUUGGGGAUGGUUAUCUGAUAGGAUAGGGAGGAAGCCAGUAGUAAUGCUUGGGACUCUUUUGACAUCAGCUUGUUUUGUUGCUUUUGGAUUCUGUAGGACUUUAUGGCAAGCUGUUUUGAUACAAGCGCUUAUGGGUAUGGUCAAUGGGAAUCAAGGUGUGAUUAGUACAUGUUUGGGAGAGAUUACGGAUCGCAGCAAUCAGAGUAAGGCAUUUGUCUAUCUGCCUGUGAUUUAUGGAAUUGGAGGCAUAACGGGACCGGCAUUGGGUGGAUUGUUGAUUUUCGAAGAGAAUCCAUUCGACAGAGGGCAUCCAAACCCUUAUCCAUAUUUACUACCGAAUUUGUUUGCGGCAUCCAUAUUAUUGCUCGACUUGGUGAUGACGGGUUGUUUCCUAGAAGAAAGUCUAGAGGAAGCGAAAAAUCUUCCACCUUUGAAGCACCGAAUGAAAAGUCUUUUCACAUGGAUCUGGCAAUUUGCAGGAGGAGCUCGCCAUCCAACCUACACACGAAGCCCUUCUCAACGCGCAUUACUUCACGACUCUGAUGCCUCGGACGACGAAGACUCCGAAGCUUCAUCACUCCUUUCAAUGGGCGACUUUUUUCACUCAUCCAACGACGCUCAUUUGAGCUAUAAGGAAGUUCUCAAUCGUGAUACCGUACUACUUCUCGGUACAUAUCUCAUCUUCCAACUUUCCAACAUUUCCUUCAACUCCCUCUACCCCAUCUUUGCAUCGGCACCUGAGCGCACUGGACGAGCGCUUUCUCCUUCUGAGAUAGGUCUUUCUCUCUCCUUUGCAGGAAUAGUUACAAUUGUCUUUCAAGUCGGCAUAUUCGGUAAACUUAAAGAAAAGAUGGGAAAUAAAGCAACUUAUAGAGCAGGUUUAUUACUUUUUUUCGUUUCCAUGAUGCUCAUGCCUUGGGUGGGAUAUAAAGAUUCCCCUGCAUUUUUGGGUAUUGGGAGUGGUAAAUUAUGGUUAUGGAUCGAACUUGGUUUCGUCUUAUUAUUAAAAACUGUGGCUGCUGUGGGAGGAUUAACAAGUGCUUUAUUACUUAUUACAAAUUCUGCGCCUAAUCAUGGUGUACUGGGUACAUUGAAUGGAUUGGCACAGACUUUGAGCGCAGCGGGAAGAGCAGCAGGUCCUUUCCUGAGCGGAGGAUUAUUUACCUUGGGAACAAGAAUUCAUAAUGGAGGAUUUCUCACCUGGGGCAUUUUUGGUGGGAUAGCUUUGGUGGGAUUUGUUUUUAGUUGGGGAAUUAGAGGAAAAGAUUUAGAGAGUGAGGAUUGGAGUGAAGAGGAGGAAAGUGAUGAAGAAAGUGGAAGUGGAAGUAGUGAUGAUUUAGAAGCUAGACGAUGA